AUGGAUAAAAUUGAAUUGCAUGCUCAUUUUAGUGGUUGUAUUCGUUUUACAACUCUCUAAGAGUUGACAAUUAGAUAAUUUGGAUAGAAUCAAGAAAUAAAUUUCUAAAAAUGUACAACCUUAGAAUAAUGUUUUAUAUUAUUUGCCAAAAUAAAUUCUUUAAAUUUAAUGUUAGAUGAUGUUCGAAGAAUUGCAGAUGAAAUAUUUGAAGAUUUUUAUUCAGAUGGUGUUACCUAUUUAGAAAUUAGAGCAACACCUAAAAAAGGUUAGGAUUUCGAUCAAUUACAAUACUUAAAAGCAAUAUCAGAUGCAAUAAAUAAGGCAAAAUUUGAAAUAAAAUUAAUAGUAGCUAUUGAUAGAGCAAAAGGUAUUGAUGAAGCUGAAAAAACACUUAAUUUAGUGAAAAAAAAUAAAAUAUAACAUUUAGUUGGGGUAGAUCUAUGUGGCCAUCCUGGUAUUGGUCAUUUUUCAUAAUAUAAAUCAAUUUUAUAAAAAUUUAGAGAUUUAGGAUAUAAAAUUACUGUGCAUACAGGAGAACUUAAAUAAUAAAUAGAGGAAAAUAAUGAUGUCAUUGAUUUUUAACCAGAUAGAAUAGGACAUUUUAUAUAUUUUACAGAAGAACAACUUAAUAAAAUAAAAAAUCUUAAUAUUCUCAUAGAAGUAUGCUUUUCAUCCAAUUUAUUUACAACAAAUAUGCAUCCUGAUUGUCAUCCCGUAAAAUAAUUUAUUAGUCAAGGAAUUCCUAUUGCUAUUUGUACAGAUGAUACAUUAUGCUUUAAUACAACAGUUACUAAAGAGAUUGAAUUAAUAAAAACAACAUUUGGAUAUUCAAAUGAAUUUAUAUCAAGCAUUCUUAAAUAAAGCUUAAAUUAUAAAUUUAAAUUAGAAUGA
Paramecium pentaurelia is the source of this 891-nucleotide messenger RNA. The record is from the annotation of a GenBank genome assembly. Lineage: Eukaryota; Ciliophora; Oligohymenophorea; Peniculida; Parameciidae.